Messenger RNA from Clonostachys solani, 1638 nucleotides. Lineage: Eukaryota; Fungi; Ascomycota; Sordariomycetes; Hypocreales; Bionectriaceae. The record is from the annotation of a GenBank genome assembly.
AUGUUUCUGGCUCAGGUUGCAGACGCAUUGCAUGCCCAUCGUUUUGGCCUUCUCCUUCUUGUAUCCGCCUUCGCCGCCAUUCUCUACCGACAUCUCCAGCCUAGACCGUUUCCUAUCCAUAUUCCGCUCAUCCGCGAGAAGCCCGACGCUCAGCAUUUCAGCAUCUGGACCCGUAUCGCUUUUCAUUUGAACUGCUCGUCGCUUUACAGUGAAAUUUGGCACAAAUUCUCAAAGAAGGGAAAGACAGUUGCAGUACCAACGCUUGGCCUGCGCAAUGAGGUCUUCCUCCCUCACAGCUCGUUGCCAUGGGCGCUGUCCCAGCCUCUCCGUGUCCUAGGCAUGUGGGAGGCCUUCAACGAGCACUUUCAGCUGGUGCAUAGUCUCGGUGAUGAGAAAUACAUGACUGACACCUGGCCUCAUCUUCUGUCAAGACAUGCCCUCACGCACGAGAUGGAUGACCAUCUCAUGGACAUCCAUGAAGAGGUCAAGGUUGCUAUCGACACAUAUCUGGGUCAUGACACCGAGAACUGGAAGACGCUGAACCUGCUCCAAACCGUGAGAAUGAUUAUUGCACAGACGGGCACCCGCUUUACUUUGGGAAUGCCUUUUUGCCGUGAUGAAUCAUAUCUCCACACUAUCAAGAAUACUGUUGACAGUAUCGUCAUCAAUGCGGGUGCCACGGGCUUCUUCCCAGCACCCAUCCGUUCCUUUCUUGGCCCCAUUAUCUGCUGGCCUACCCACCGUAAAAUCGAUCACCUUGCAAAGAAAUUCUAUGACAUGGAAUUCAAGAGCCGUCUCGAGGAUAUCUCAAGCGACAAUCCCGACCAAAAGCUGGAUCUCGUCCAGAAGAUGUUGCGACACGCACGAAAACACCGCCCAGAAGAGCUGGCCGUCGAGCAGAUGACCCGGCGCGUGUGCAUGUCCAACCUCGCCUUUAUUUAUCUUGCAAGUUUCACCACCACCAACUUAUUUUCGAAUUUGUUAGCUUCCGACCCUCAAUACGAUACAGUAGCCGUUCUCAGAGAAGAAGCGGCCCAGUUUCUGGCUACGGAGCCUGACCCUAGGAAACUAUGGCGCCGGGAGAACACCAACAGAUUAGUCCAUGCCGACAGCCUGAUGAAGGAAACAUUGCGUCUCAACUCGGUUCCGACGAGAGCCCUGGCCCGAAAGGUGAUGGUCGAUGGAGUGGUCACAGAUGCCGGCGUUCCACUCCCUAAAGGCACAAUCAUUUCCUUCGUCGCCCAACCCAUGCACACCGAUCCGGACCAAUACGUCAACCCACUGCAUCUGGACCCUUUCCGCUUCAACCGCCUGCGCGAGGAAGAGACGUCAAAGGAGAACGACAGGCCGGCUCGCGAGGUAGGGGGAGAAGGAGAUCCCAACAGCUUCCUCUCGACAGCAAAGCUCCUGGCCUUUGGCCGUGGCAAAAACUCCUGCCCCGGUCGCUACCUGAUGGAUUACCAAAUGAAGAUGCUCCUCGCGUAUCUCGUCCUCAACUACGACGUCAAGCUGGCCGACGAGCACCAGAACCAGCGACCGCCCGGCCGAUGGAUCCUCGAGUUCAUGUUCCCGUCAGGGGAGACCAAGUUCCAAUUCAAGAGACGCAAAAAUGCCCCAAGCUGGGGGCAAGCUGGCUAA